AUGCCAAUAGAUAACUUGGAACAAAUAAUUCGAGAACAUUUUAAUACUAUAAGAAUAGAAAAAGUCAUUAUCUUUUCUACUCCAAAGGAAGAUAACUGCGCCAUAGUUAUAAGCAGAGUUACUGUGUAUGCUGUGAGAUUAGCUAUCUAUGAUCCCAAAGUGGGAGAAGUAAAAGAUAAAAGAUAUCCCGAUUCAAAUCCAGUUAACGGAUAUACAACAUUAAAAAAAGCACUGCGUCAGGCCAUUGACGUCAGAUUAGAAAAAGAAGUUAAUGAUACACUAGAAGUAAAUAGCUUGACUUCUCAAAAAAAUUUAGAUAAUAACGAUAGCGACAAUGUCAGAACUAUUCUCCUUAUUGGUCACACAGGUUCGGGAAAAUCUGCCCUUGCCAAUGUUAUCACUGAUACCACGAAGUUUAAAGAAAGCGAAUUUACGGUUGCUGAAACUCGUAAUAUCCAAAGUGAAAAGGUUGUGAUAAACGGAAUUAGAUAUAAUAUCAUCGAUACACCAGGUAUCGCCGACACUAAGCUACCCUCCAACGAAGUCCAUAAAAAAAUAGUAGAAGGUGCUUGCCAAGCCAAGGACGGUCUGUAUCAGAUCCUCUUUGUCACUAAUGGUAAACUUACACAGGUUGAGAUAGAAGCUUACAAUUUACUAAGAACAAUUAUUUUCGAUGAAGGUGUCAGUCAGUAUACUACACUGGUCCGUACUAAUUUUCCUAGUUUUCAAGAUAAAGCGGUGCUAUACGACGACUUAAAAAAAAUGAUUAAAGAAAACAAUGAUAUCGUAGAAUUGAUUCGUUCCUGUCGCGAUAUCAUUUAUGUCAAUAAUCCCUCGCUAAAUUGCGUAGAGAAUAAUAUUGAGAUGUUUAAAAAUAUAAGGAACGCCUCGCGAAAGAUAUUAAUAGAUGCUUUGAGCACUUGUGGAGAGAAUACUUAUGAAGCAAAAGGUUUCUAUAGUUUGAGCCAUAGAAUCAAAGAACCAAUGGCGAAAAAGGAAAUAUUGCAACAGAACUUAGAAUCAAUUGACGAAAAUGAUCCGCAAAGGGAAUUAUUAGCAACCAUAUAUAGAGAAAAAAUAGAGGAGAUGGACACUUAUGCUUCCGAACUAGCCCGUUAUGAUAUUAUGGAAAGAAGUCAAAGCGAAUAUCGAAGAGAGAAUUCCUUACAAAGAGCACCAACUGAUUUAGCAAAUAACGGCAAUGCUAUCAUAACAGCUGUGAUUCAAGGAUUGUUUUCAUAA
Ambispora leptoticha is the source of this 1242-nucleotide messenger RNA. The record is from the annotation of a GenBank genome assembly. Lineage: Eukaryota; Fungi; Glomeromycota; Glomeromycetes; Archaeosporales; Ambisporaceae.